Messenger RNA from Chelonoidis abingdonii (Abingdon island giant tortoise), 4123 nucleotides. It is a transcript of the gene AK7, whose product is annotated as adenylate kinase 7. The record is from RefSeq and is a predicted model, not a curated record. Lineage: Eukaryota; Metazoa; Chordata; Testudines; Testudinidae. Gene Ontology annotation, molecular function: nucleobase-containing compound kinase activity; ATP binding. Gene Ontology annotation, biological process: nucleobase-containing compound metabolic process.
CGCCAUGGCGGAGGAGGAGGCGGUGGCCGCGGCCGAAGUGGCCGUUCGUAGCCAGAGGGUCUUUCUAAACCAUCUGGACUCCUACAGCGGCAGCAGCAUCGGGAAGUAUUUAUCUAACUGUGUUGUUGGAGCAUCACUUGAAGAGGUGGGAGAGGAAGAAGAAGAAGAAGAAGUUGAAAUUAUGUCAGCUAUAGAUGUUAAUCUCAGUAAACCAAAGGAGGGAGCCUACCAAAUAGUGGGGACUCUUUCUAAGGCACAGAGUAUGAAACCAGAUUUUGCUCAGGAAACUUACACAAUCUCUACUCAAGAAGAACUUCUAGGUCACCUACUUGAAUGUGAUGUCAUUAUUUAUAACAUCACUGAAGAUGCAAAUCAAAUUGAAGAGGCUACUUGGGCCGCUUCUGCACUACAUGGAGAGGUGCUACAUUUUGAGAAACCAAAGUUAUUUAUCCUAGUUUCAACAAUAAUGACAUGGGCACGAAGCAAACCUCUUGACCCAGAUGAUUCAGAAAUUCCUUUUACUGAAGAAGAUUAUCGCAGAAGAAAACCUCACCCUAACUUUAUGGACCAUAUAAAUGCUGAAAAAGUGAUUAUCAAACUUGGAAAAACAAACAAAAAAAAAUUUUCAACCUAUGUUGUUGCUUCAGGACUUCAGUAUGGAGCGGAAGAAGGAAUAUUUCACUGCUUUUUUAAGACAGCUUGGCUUGGUGAGACUCCUGCAAUACCAGUUUUUGGUGGUGGAAACAAUUUUCUUCCAACCAUUCAUGUUGUUGAUUUAGCAGCAGUGUUGCAAAACAUAGCUGACCAUAGGCCAAGGACUCACUACAUUGUGGCAGUGGAUGAAUCUAUACAUACUCUUCAGGCCGUAGUUAAGUGCAUUAGCAAAAAUGUUGGACCAGGAAAAAUCCAAAAGAUUCCAAGAGAAAACGCUUUCUUAAGCAAAGACUUAACGCAAACACAUUUGGAUAUGUUACUUGUGAACCUGCGGAUGGAAGCUGUAUUCUUGAAGGAGAACUUCAACAUUAAGUGGGUUGCUCAGACAGGACUAGUGGAGAAUAUUGGGCAAGUCCUCAAAGAAUACAAGCAAAGUCGGGGAUUACUGCCAGUCAAAAUUUGUAUUCUUGGUCCUCCUGCAGUUGGGAAAUCUACCAUUGCUGAAGAACUCUGCAAACACUACAGGCUACAUCAUAUUAAAAUAAAGGAUGUAAUUUCUGAAGCAAUAGAAAAUCUGGAGAAAAUUAUUGCUCCUAAAGAAACAGUGGAAACUGAAGAGAUGGGUGAGGAGGGAGAAGAUGAAGAAGAAGAAGAAGGGGACAAUAUAGAAGAGGCACAAGAACUCUUAGAUGGAGUCAAAGAAAACAUGGAGCAGAAUGGAGGUCGUCUAGAUGAUCAGUAUGUGAUUAAAUUCAUGAAAGAAAAGCUAAAGUCUAUGCCUUGCAAGAAUCAAGGAUAUAUUUUGGAUGGGUUUCCAAAGACCUAUGACCAGGCAAAAGAUCUAUUUAAUCUUGAAGAUGAUGCGGAAGAAGAAGAGACAAGAAGCAAAGUGCCUCGCUAUGAUAAAUUAAUCACUCCUGAAUAUGUUAUUUCAUUGAAUGCCUCAGAUGAAUUCCUAAAAAACCGAGUAAUGAAUCUUCCAGAGAGUGUUGUAGCUGGAACUCAUUAUACUCAGGACCGGUUCUUGAGAACUCUCAGUCUCUUCAGGGAGUUAAAUACUGAAGAUGAGACUGUUCUCAACUAUUUUGAUGAACUUGAAAUACAUCCACAGUUUAUUGAUGUCGCAAAGUUUGAGGAUCCUGAGAACAGAUUUAUUGUAAAAGAGAUCAUCAAAGAAACUGGACAACCUCGAAAUUAUGGUUUGACAGAUGAAGAAAAGGAAGAACUAGAACGCAAAGCAGCCGAGGCACGCCUUGCCAAAGAAGCAGAAGAAAAUGCUGAACAGGAGCGUAAAGAAGCUGAGGAAAGGGCUGAAAAGUUGGCAAACUGGGAAGAGUGGAAUAAACGUCUAGAAGAAGUGAAGAGGCAGGAACAAGAAUUACUUGAAGCCCAGUCCAUUCCUCUGAGGAACUACUUAAUGAAGAAUGUCAUGCCAACACUUAUGCAAGGACUGAAUGAAUGUUGCAAGAUCAGGCCUGAUGAUCCAGUUGACUUCCUGGCAGAAUAUCUCUUCAAGAACAAUCCUGAAAUGGAAUGAAAGAUACUGACAGAUGUAAAACCCCAACACAUCGUCACACUAAUGAAAAGGCAGAACAUUUCUAAUGUGUUUUACAAAAACAUUGAUUACGCUGAAACUAUUUUCUUUAUAUUUCUUUGUGUAGUUUUCACUUUGAUUUCUGACAUAUUACUUUUAUAGCUCCAUAGUACAGUAGAUAGCUUUACACUCCACUAAAUACUGUUUAUGACCACAAUCUUAAUUUAUGCACGUAUCAGAAUAUUUGUGCAUAUACCUAUUUGAAAUUGUGAUCCAAAAGAAUCCACACCCUAUCAUCAUGGAAGGGCAGCAUCGUUGGCAGUGUGUUCCUUGCCUCCCAUUCUCUAGUGCAGCUGACAUGAUUAACACCACCAGCAAAUUAUUUUCUGGUUCUUUAGCACAAUGGAAGAAAGCAACAAGACUAUGGGAUUCUUUCCCCCAGUCUUUGAAAAGGGGGCAGCUGUUGCUAUGGAUAAAGGGAAGGAAACAGGAGCAUCAAGACUAUCUUUCUACUACUCUCCAAAUAUAAAGCUUUUUCCUCUCCUCUGUUUAUUAGGAGACUGUUAAGGCACUAGAAAGGCUUUCAGUCCAGGGGUUUUGAGCAUCGUACGUGAAGCAUAGUGAGCAAGGGAUAAUUCUGACCUGGGCUUCGCUCCCUCUGCCUGUUACACAAGAGCAGACAGAGUGGAGCACAAAGUGCUGCCAUUCUGUACCACAUGUAGAAGCAUACCAAUCCAUUCAAGUGACUAGGUAAAUGCCUGGUGACCCAAUCUGGAUCUGCCAUUAAUUUUUGGUGUUGUUUUGGUAUUAUCAAUAUUCGGUUUAAUAGUCAAAGGAUAUUCAAUAUUUCUGUACUAUUAAAGUUUAUUAAAUUGCUUUAAGAUUCCCAUAGUGGCAGUUCUUGAAGGAGAAGCUAAAGAGUUCCUGGGUUGGUCAUAGUUAGCCAUCCAACUAUUGUUGAGAAAUUUUCAUUUGGUUAUUUUGAUUUUGUAUUGACCUAAUGUGUAUUGUUAAAAAAAAGGCCAAAUAAAUCAUCUAUCUUGAGCUGAUGAGGUUUCGAUAGUAUCUUCAAAUAUUCUUUUAUUAUAGAAAAUGUAACACAAUAUCAUCCCAAAACAGCCUGAGGGCUGUUUGAAAAGAAAAAGAGAAACAAAACCAUCUAACAUUUCUAAAAAGGAUGAUGACCUAUUACUACUACAUAUAAUAACUGCAAAAUAUUUUAAUAUAGGACUUUAUCUAUUAAUUCAUUGUCCCCAUUCAAACACACAAAAUCCUUCUUCUGCAUGCUACAUAUCUUGCACAAGGUCAUGUGCCAUGUCAGUGACAGAGCCAGGAACAAUGUGUGUAUUCUAACCAGAUAAACGUUUUGUGGAUCUAAAAAUCCCAUUGACAGCUAAUCCAGUUAUUGACCUGGGAUUUAUUUGGAGACAAUUUUAAAAGCAUUUCGUAUUUAAUAAGUCUUUAGCACCAUUCAGACAAUCUCAUAAUGCGAGAGACCUGUGUUCGAUAGGAAACUUGAUCAAAAGUCGAUUUUAGUUUGGUCUUUACUGAGGGUACAUCUACACUACCUGCCGGACCAGUGGGUAGUAAUCAGUCCGGGUAGUAAUCCAUCGGGGAUCAAUUCAUCCUAUCUCGUGAAGAUGUAAUAAAUCGAUCUGCGAAUCGACGCCCGUACUCCACCUCAGCAGGAGAAGUAAGCAGUGUCGAGCUGUGGCAGUCGACUCGCUGCCGUGAGGACGGCCAGGUAAGUCAAACUAAGAUACUUCAACUUCAGCUACACAAGAUUGAGAGCUGCCCUGCCGGUGGAGAAACAGGUGGCUAUUGCAGUCUUGAAGCUGGCAACUCCGGACAGCUACCAAUAGGUCGGGAACCGGUUUGGAGUGGGAAAGUUGACUGUUGGAAUUAUUUUGAUGCAAGUUUGGAGGUCUAUUAAUC